CCGCACACCGGAAGUAGAUUCAUGCCGAAGAGACGCUUGAGAAAAUGUACUCCUGAAUAGCUGUCAAGAAUAACACUUAUAAACAUCUACAAGGCAGAUAAGGGAACUGUUACUAGAUAAGGCUUCGACGAGUUCAUUAAGUUGGAUCUGACAUCUGGGUCGCAGUGAUGGAGGGUCAGGAUAAUGCAGAUCAGGGCAGCAGUGAUCAGUCUGAAACACAACGCCGGAGACAGCUGGACCGGCUGGACAGAGAAGAGGCCUUCUACCAGUUUGUCAACAAUCUCAGCGAGGAAGACUAUAGGCUCAUGAGAGACAACAAUCUGCUUGGCACGCCUGGUGAAAUUACAGCAGAUGAACUGUUGAGCCGCCUUCGGCAGGUCAAGGAUGGCCCUGAGUCUCCCAGCAAUGGCACUACUGAGGAAAGAAGGGAGGGGCCUGGUGCAACAGAGGUGGAGGGCACUGAAGAAAAUCCCAGCGGUGAGACCCUUCUUGACUGGCUCAACACAGUACGACAGACGGGGAAUACAACAAGGAGCGGUUACCGGGGUAACCAGUCAUGGCGGGCUGUGAGCCAAACCAAUCCCAACAGUGGUGAUUUCCGUUUCAGCUUGGAGAUCAAUGUCAAUCGCAACAUAGCUGAACAGCAAACGCAGACAGAAAGGCUGGAAGGGGGCCAGGAAAGAGCAGAUGGCCCUGUGUCUGAGCCGGAGAGUCUUAUGGAGACUGCAGAGGUGGUUGAGGAACCAGUGGUUGAUGAGCUGGCUGUUAUAGUAGAGCCAGAGCUGGCAGUUCCCAGCACCCUGUCUCUAAAUGGGGACGUUAAUGCUCCAGAUCCCCCAACCAUAGCUCCCCCAAACUUAGCUUCCCCAACCAUAGCUCCCCCAAACUUAGCUUCCCCAACCGUAGCUCCCCCAACCGUAGCUCCCCCAACCGUAGCUCCCCCAACCGUAGCUCCCCCAACCAUAGUUCCCCCAACCAUAGUUCCCCCAACCAUAGUUCCCCCAACCAUAGUUCCCCCAACCAUAGUUCCCCUAACCAUAGUUCCCCCAAACAUAGUUCCCCCAACCAUAACUCCUCCAACCAUAACUCCUCCAACCAUAACUCCUCCAACCAUAGCUCCUCCAACCAUAGCUCCCCCAACCAUAGCUCCCCCAACCUUAGAUCCCCCAACCUUGGCUCCCCCAACCUUGGCUCCCCCAACCUUGGCUCCCUCAACCUUGGCUCCCUCAAUCUUGGCUCCCUCAACCGUGGCUCCUCCAACCGUGGCUCCUCCAACCGUGGCUCCUCCAACUUUGGCUCCCCCAACCUUGGCUCCCCCAACUUUGGCUCCCCCAACUUUAGCUCCUCCAACCUUGGCUCCUCCCACCUUGGCUGCUCCAACCUUGGCUGCUCCAACCUUGGCUCCUCCAACCUUGCCUACAGUGGAGCAACCACGUAGGGGUCAAAUAAGGGCUCGCAGUAGAAGCCCGGAGCAGCGACGGACAAGGGCUCGUACUGCAAGAGGACGUUCACCACUCAACCUUGAAAGAUUGGAUGGACUUCCGCCUACUCAGCAUGGCAUACCUUCUCGCCAUCCUGAGAUCCUGCCUGAGCCCCAGGUAGAGGGAAGCUCAAGGACUCGGCAAUUGUUUUUGUCUAGGCAGAGCACCGUGGAUAUGGAAACUCAAGAGUUGGGAGCAGCACCUGAGUUACCUGGAACACCACAGGAAAGAGAGACAAAUGCUGGGGAAGCAGGAGCUUCAGGUCGUCGUCCUCCAACCAUAAUGCUGGAUUUGCAGGUACGUAGGGUGCGUCCCGGAGAGUACCGCCAGAGAGACAGCAUUGCUAACCGUACAAGGUCUCGUUCUCAGACCUCCAAUAACACUUUAUUAUAUGAGACUGAGCGCGGGGGUUUCCGUCGGACUUUCUCCCGCUCUGAGCGGGCUGGAGUGAGAACAUACGUCAGCACUAUCCGCAUUCCCAUUCGGAGGAUCUCAGAUGCUGGACUUGGUGAAGCCACUUCUUUGGCUCUGCAGUCUAUGAUUCGUCAAAUCAUGACUGGCUUCGGUGAACUUAGCUACUUUAUGGACUCGGACUAUCCAGACUCAAACCGUGAAGACAGCCCACCAGCAGACCUUACAGAUGCACUGGGUAACCCUGAUGCUUCUCCUGAAACUGCUGCAAGUGAAGCGGAUUCCCAUCUUCCUGGGCAUGGAGUCUCGAACCAGGGUGGUUUAGAGGCACGGACAGAGGAAAGGGAAGUCGAAGGUGGACUUCCCGGUGCUGCUGGUCCUCGGGAGAACCGAGGCAGACAACGGGCUCCCAUCAGCCUGGAUGAAACUGGAUCUCUGCCCUUUCUGCGGCUUGCACACUUCUUCUUGCUCAACGAGGAAGAUGAUGACCAGCCCAGAGGUCUCACCAAAGAGCAGAUUGACAACCUAUCCAUGCGAAACUUUGGUGAAAGCGAUGCACUCAAAACCUGCAGUGUCUGCAUUACAGAGUAUGCUGAAGGCAACAAAUUGCGAAAGCUGCCCUGCUCUCACGAGUACCAUGUGCACUGUAUCGACCGCUGGCUUUCAGAGAACUCAACCUGCCCUAUUUGCCGCAGAGCGGUUCUUGUUUCCACCAACCGCGAGAGUGUUGUCUAGCCCCAAUUGGUUUUGUGGCACUCUCGACAGGUUUAAUGUCUCUUUUCCUCUCUUCCUUUUACAUUUAUUACUUGGUCAUAUGAGGACUCUUACUGAGAUUUUUCCAUACAUCCUAUAUGAAGUCAUUAAGUUUUAUCAGAUUUGCUGGUGCCAAGAUUUUCCCCCACGAACUAUACAUCAGUGUAUUUUGACCCAUCUUACAAUAAAUAUUGGUGCAAGGCACAACCGAGCAAGACCGUGCUGCAAUCCCUUAUCUUUUACAUAAAUUGAAGAGCAACAUUUGACGAAAUCAUAGGAUGAGGGGCAAUGUAGAAAUACCUUUGAGUGGUACAUAUACUUUUGUACUAAAAAGAGAGAUUUGAGUUGUACUUUUAAGCAAGUAUUAUCAGAUCAUUACAAAGAUUGUGUUUUAAUAAAAGUUAAUGAUUUGAUAAUAUUGUAAAAUUGCAUCAAGGAUCAAGAAUGGUGCAAUCUGCUCAGCAUCCACAAAUACAUUUCAAUUGGAAAAAAUACAUUGAAACUGUCACACUGUGCUGCAUCUGAUCUUAUUUUGGUUUCACAUUGUUGGUUGCGUGUUGGUAUGAAAGCAUAGUAUGUGUUGUACCAAUUGCACCAUUAUCAUAAAUUAUUAAAUGCAGAUAAAUAGUAGGACAUUCAUGGAGUAGUUCUUAAUGAAUUUGUCAUCCUUUAUAGAAUAGAUUUUGAUUUGGCAUUUGAAAGUGUUCCGCAAUACUGGUUUUGAAAACCAUAUGGUCAGACACUUUUUUUUUUUUUAACAAACAAAAAAGGCUGUAAAUAUGCUAUGUUGCCGCAUCAGGUUGUAAUUCCGCCUGUCUUCCCAAAUGACAAUAAUGCAUCAGUUAGCUGACUCAAACAUGUUUCAUAUAUCUUAAGAAAUAAACUUGGCUGCAUAUAGGCAAUGUUGUGCAAUGCUAAUAAGGAAAAUGUAAAGGAAGUUUUGACAAAUUGACUUGUAUGUUGUAGUCUGUAAAUAUUAACAUUUAAAAUGAAGACUUAAAUGGAAGUUUUUCUAACAGUUCUGUACAUUGAGAAUAGCACCAUUUAUCUUACUCUGAGGAGGAAAUUAUUUUUCUCAUUAUGUAAUGGUUGGUUCAUAUGGGAGCUAAGGUUCUUUAUUCCCGUGCAAGUAAAAAAUGCAGUGUUAUUUAGAAACAGUAGAUGAAUUCUGUUUCCUUUGUUUCUCUGUUUUGACUUGGAAGAAUAACCCCAAGCAAAAUGUUCUCAACCAUGAGUUACAUCAACAUUUCAUGUAUCGUAAGCAAGCCAACCAUUGUUAAAAUGCAUUCAGUUCCGAGGUCAUGUAUUAUAAGAGCGAGCUACUCAAUAGAAUUUCUUAAUUUUGUCAGCAUAUUUAUAGGUUAUAUUUUGAGUCAAUAUUUUGACUAGCUUCCAGUUUGCUGUGUUUGAAAUGAAUAAAAUGAUUUCCUCACCUGA
This is a messenger RNA of Rhinichthys klamathensis goyatoka, 4082 nucleotides long. RefSeq names its product ring finger protein, LIM domain interacting (gene rlim). Gene Ontology annotation, cellular component: nucleoplasm; cytoplasm. Lineage: Eukaryota; Metazoa; Chordata; Actinopteri; Cypriniformes; Leuciscidae. The record is from RefSeq and is a predicted model, not a curated record. The transcript has 4 exons. Gene Ontology annotation, biological process: protein ubiquitination; random inactivation of X chromosome; ubiquitin-dependent protein catabolic process. Gene Ontology annotation, molecular function: ubiquitin protein ligase activity. The coding region runs from base 168 to 2627 and encodes 819 amino acids.